AUGUUCAACAACGGCUAUGUGGGAACCGGCGAGGAUGUGCAGCGCAUCCGUCGCAUGGAGAAGCAGCGUGAGGAGCAGCGGAAAAAGUUCGAGGCGCUCCAAAAGCAGACCAAAGACCAAGCCGAUGCUGCUGGCCUUAGGCAAUUCGGCGCAUCAACCGAGGAGGCUUUGGAGCACGCCUUCAAGAACGAGACAGUGGGUCUCGUGACCAAAGCUGAGUUCAUUCAGAAGCGGACCACGUUGCAGGAACGUUUGGAGGAGGAGCACCGGCGGAAGGCGGAGGCGGAUGAGGACGCGGCCAGCAGGGAGAGGGAGAAGCGCAAGCGGGCGAAGGAGGCCAGGAAACCCAAACUGAGCUUUCUAGUGGAUGAAGACGGCGGAGAUGGCGAGGAGGGGGACCCCGCUACAGCGCCGCCGCCGCCGCCGCCGUUUGCCAAGUUCGGGAAGGACCCCACGGUGGCCACUGACUUCUUGCCGGACAAGGACCGUGAGCGGCUGGAGGCUGAGAUGCGAGCUGCUCUGCGAAAGGAGUGGCAGCUGGCCCAGGACGCGAUCAAGUCUGAGCCGCUGGCCAUCACCUACUCCUACUGGAACGGCACCGGACACCGUCGCAACAUCACGAUCAAGAAGGGCGACUCCAUUGGCAACUUCCUGAAGGCGGUCCGGGAGCAGCUGGCGCCCGAGUUCCGGGAGCUGAGGCACGUGGGGAUGGACAACCUCAUGUACAUCAAGGAAGAUCUGAUCAUGCCGCACCACCACACCUUUUACGACCUGAUCGUGAACAAGGCCCGCGGGAAGUCCGGUCCGCUGUUCGACUUCAGUGUUCGAGAGGAUAUCCGCGUGACCAACGACGCGACGCAGGAGAAGCAGGACAGCCACGCGGGCAAGGUUGUGGAGCGGCAUUGGUACGACAAGAACAAACACAUCUUCCCGGCUAGUCGGUGGGAGAUAUACGACCCGGAGAAGAAGUACGGCGAGUACACCAUCUUUGGAUAG
Molecule: messenger RNA, 996 nt
Organism: Volvox carteri f. nagariensis
Lineage: Eukaryota; Viridiplantae; Chlorophyta; Chlorophyceae; Chlamydomonadales; Volvocaceae
Exons: 9
Coding region: 1-996 (331 amino acids)
Biological process (GO): chromatin organization
Cellular component (GO): nucleus
Source: RefSeq, a predicted model, not a curated record